Messenger RNA from Puntigrus tetrazona (Sumatra barb), 1952 nucleotides. RefSeq names its product SAC3 domain containing 1 (gene sac3d1). Gene Ontology annotation, cellular component: centrosome; nucleus; spindle. Gene Ontology annotation, biological process: spindle assembly; centrosome duplication. The transcript is spliced from 4 exons. Bases 16 to 1239 code for a protein of 407 amino acids. Lineage: Eukaryota; Metazoa; Chordata; Actinopteri; Cypriniformes; Cyprinidae. The record is from RefSeq and is a predicted model, not a curated record.
UAGCGCUCGUCGGAUAUGACGUACAUUUGCGUGAAACCCGGCGCCCAAUCAGAGCCGUCUUUACGGGAAGUGUUUUUAGAGUUGAGCUCGACCCGACCAAUGAACAGAACAGACAUGAGCGUCGGGUGGCAUCAGUCUAGGAGAGGCCGAGGGCACAGGCAUAAGGAGCAGGGUCGAGCGAGCAGGGCUCGUGUGGUGGAGCAGAAAGCUGAAGACCCAGUGCCUCACGGGACCUGUAUGACUAUGUGUCCUGCCCAUGAGAUAUGCCAGCGGGAAGCACAGAAUCGGCUGCACAGGUUUGAGACGGCGGCCGGCACGGAGCGGGACCGGUUGCCACGCGCUGACGUCUCACGAGCCGUCAAAGAGUAUUCGAGACCCGCGGCGGGAAAAGACUCCACGAGGGCCAGCGACCUUCGACCUCCGUCUGUGCUUUUAAAGACCGCGCGUUACCUGGUCGACGACGUUGCGGCUUCCUCCUCCUUUCAGCCGUGGACGGAGGUGUACGCUUUCGUGUUUGACCGUCUGCGCAGCGUUCGACAGGACAUGAUUAUCCAGCGCGUGUCUGGGCCGGACUGUGUGGCCGUGCUGGAGAAAAGCGUGCGCUUCCUUCUCUACGCCUCCUACAGACUCUGCGGCCAGCAGCUUCAGCAUUUUGACCCACGCAUCAAUGACACUCACCUGCAGGAGUGCUUGAGCUGGUUGCUGGAGAGCUACAGAGACGGAAAGCACCAGCAUCAAGAGGAGUUUCAGGCAUUGAGUCUUCUCUAUAACUUGAGUUCAUCUCAAGCCAUUCAGCACGUCCUGGAGCUGCCCGAGAGGAUACGCAGCUCUCCGAGUGUUCAGCUGGCUCUGGCCUUGAGCAGAGCACAUACGGAGCGCAACCCGGUUCGGCUGCUGCGUCUGGCCCAGAGACUGGACUUCAUCCAGGUGUGUGCCGUCCACCGACACCUGCUGCCCUGCAGAAGAGACCUGCUCCUGCUCUACAGCCACGGACUCAGCAGCCGCAACUGCCGCUACCCGCUCCAGAGCCUGGCGCGCCUCCUCGAUCUCAAAGACGCUCUAGCUGAGCAGCUGUGCCAGGUGUGCGGCGUACACGUCAGCGGAGAGUGGGUGACCUUCUCUAAGAGCUCCUUCAGGGACGCCCCGUCUGGAGAUCUGCAGUGCAGACGUCUGCAUGAGCCGCCGGAUGACGAGCGCUGGAACUGCUCUCCUGGCAGCGUCAUUCAGGGCUGUGACUGAAACACGCUUUUUUUAUCUUCUGGGUCAUGCCAUGUUUGGAUUUGUUUUAUAGUAAAUGUUUAAACGACCUGCAUUUUCAAUAAAGCUUUCAUAAUUUACACAAACCUGGCAAACUCAGGGUUUUUCGGUGGACUUGAUGAAAUGUGAAUUUUUAUAGGUAGUCGUUUAAUAACAAAGUGCUAAGUAAAGUAAUAAACUGUUUUUAGUUUCUACUUUAUCCAUAUAAUCAACGAUUUAUUGAUCUUUAAUAUUGCAACUAAAUAUUUCUUACAUUUAUUUUAAUACAGAUUUUAAACGAUAAAGUCUUGAAUUACCUAAAUGGGUUUUUUUUGUUCAUUUUUUUGCAAUGCAAUUGCAAGUUUGCAGGUUGGAAUUGCUUGAUUUCUUUAAUACUUCUUUAUUUCCCUUUGAAUAGUAGUAUCUGUUCAGCUUUUGGGGAAAUUUUGCACAAUGUAUUAUUUUACAUUUAUGCACAAUUCUUGUUUGUGCAUGUAUUGAUGUAUUUCAAGCAUAAUAGUUAUACAUUAUAUAGCGCUUUUAUACAUUAUAUGAUGUACAGUUGCAGUAAAAAACCAAUCGGAGCUGUCUUCGCUUCAAAUCUAAGCAGCUGAGUAACAUGUGAAACUUCCAAAAGCUUGUUUUAUUUCAGUUAAUGUAUUGUGAGGUAAUGUAUUGUAGACAGCUGGAAUAAAGAGACAUGAGGGAGACGCAUA